AUGGCAAAAUUAUCUAUUUCUUUCCUCCUUUUAUCUUUAUUACCUUUAUUUUUUCUUGUAUUUAUAUCUUCAUUACAUAAAAGUAAUGCAUAUGGUAAGAAUAGUGGUGCAGCAGCAGCAGCAGCAGCAGCAGCAUCACGUGCUGUAUCUAUAGGGGAAUUAGAUGCAUUAAUUAAUUCAAUAAGGAAUGCAGUAGAUACUUCCCCUAUUAUUGCUUCUGCCCCUAUUCCUCUUCCUUCCUCUAAGGGAGGAGGAGGAGUACUUGUAUCUAGAGGUAUAUUUACUCCUGCUGUUGUUACGAGCAGCACCAGCUCAUUUGCUGCAGUACCUGUUGUUGAUGAUAUAUACAGCAGCAGCAGCAGCAGCAAGGGAGGAUAUUAUCCUUCUGCUUCUCCUUCUUUUGCCUCCUUUAGCCGCAGCGGCAACGGGUAUAACGGCAGCAGCAGCAGCAAAGGAGGAGGUUAUUCUCCUCCUGCUGUUGCUUCCUUUAGCCGCAGCAGCAACGGAUACAGCAGCAGCAGCAAAGGGGGAGGAUAUUCUCCUCCUGCUGCUUCUUCCUUCAGUAUUGCCCCUCCUGCUGCUGCAUCCGUAGGAAGAAGUUAUAGUAAGGGCGGCAGCAGCAGCAGCAGCAGCCCUCCUGCUGUUGCUUCCUUUAGUAGAAGCGGAUACAGCAGCCUCCCCCCCAACGGUACCAACGGCAGCAGCAACGGCGGCAGCAACGGCGGCAGCAACGGCACUCUCCCUCCUUGUGGUAAAUGUACAUUUACUAAGGGAGGAGGCAUCAGCAGCAACGGCGGCAGCAACGGCAGCACCAACGGUAUAGGCAGCAACGGCAGCACCAACGGUAUAGGCACCAACGGAGGCACCAGCGGGGGAGAUACACAAAUAGAUAUUGUUAUUGAUCAAGGAGGGGGAACAGACACCAUAAUUGUUGAUGAAAAUACUAAUAAUAAUAAUACUAAUGGUGGUAUAGUUGCUUCUCCUCCUCCAGCUGCUGCAUCCUUCGGUCCUCCUGCGUCAUUUGCAGCACGUGCAUCGCGAGCAGCACCAAGCAGCUACAGCAGCAGCAGCAGCUACGGCAGCAGCAGCAACAGCAGCAUAGGUAGACAAUCAGCACCAUUAGUUGUACAAAGAACAUAUACUAGCCAGAUAGGAUUUCCUCAAUCAACUAAUCCUAUAACAUUUAAUGUACAGCAAAGUUUUAAUAGGAGGCCUGCUGCUGCUGCUGCUGCACCUCCUGCUGCUGCUUCUUUUGCUGCUGCACCUUCCUCUUAUUCUUCAUUUGCUGCUGCUCCUGCUGCUGAUGUCGCUAUACCAUCUAAGAAAGGAGGAGGAAUUGGAGGAGGGAACGGAGGAGGAAUAGGAGGAGGGAACGGAGGAGGAAUAGGAGGAGGGAACGGAGGAGGGAACGGAGGAGGAAAUGGAGGAAAUGUUCUUAUAGGAGCAGAGGCACCAGGAGCAGCAGGAGCACCACCAGCAGCAGCAGCAGCAGCAGGAGAAGGAGCAGGUGCAGCAGCACCUAGAUUAUCAGGGAUUAUUAACUAUAUAGAAAGAAGACUUAGACAAAUAAAACAUUAA
Molecule: messenger RNA, 1578 nt
Organism: Eimeria maxima
Lineage: Eukaryota; Apicomplexa; Conoidasida; Eucoccidiorida; Eimeriidae
Exons: 3
Coding region: 1-1578 (525 amino acids)
Source: RefSeq, a predicted model, not a curated record